AUGGCGAUGGCAGAGAAAAAAAAUGAGUACCCACCAGGUGUCGAGGCUGAUAGAAAAUUGCUUCGCUUUGAUACUUGGGAAGAUUAUCUGGAUUCGCUUAUAGAAAUUGCUGACCUUAGAAAUUUGAGGAGUAUUGCUUCUGCUCGGACUAUUGCUGCUCUUGGAUACAGAGCUUAUGGAGAUACAUUAGCUGAAAAAGAAUUUUACAAGCGUCGAGCUGCCAUUCACGAGAUCGUGUUUCCUAAAGGAAAGCCGUACGUCCUGGUUAGUGAAGGAGCAGACUUGGAGGAUUCUUUCAACAGAGAACUGGCUGUGAGAGAACGAGCUAACAGAGUAGGAAUCCUGCAGUCUAUAAUCUUCAUCCGUCACUACACAAAAGGGGGCUUCGAGAUAUCAGGGUACAUAGACUACGCUCAUAGACUCAUCUCUGAGAACUGGACAGCAUUCUUCAAGCAAGGCAAAACUCUUUGGCCAAGAGACAGUGACCUUGGCUAUUAUCAUUGGCGUCAUGGAACAGUUAGAAGCAAUAUUAGUAGGAAUUACAAGCCAGUAAUGGAUCCAGACAGAGGUCUUCUCUUCCAGAACCGUCACGACCAUAAAAUCAUUUGUCCAGAUCCCCAACAAGAUCCGGGUCAGAAUACAACGAAGCAACGUGUUUACUCGCCCAAAUAUACGCAAAUUGAAAUCUAUGAUCAUGUUGUCAGAAGAAGAAGCUGA
Molecule: messenger RNA, 717 nt
Organism: Spodoptera exigua (beet armyworm)
Lineage: Eukaryota; Metazoa; Arthropoda; Insecta; Lepidoptera; Noctuidae
Source: the annotation of a GenBank genome assembly